This is a messenger RNA of Papilio machaon (common yellow swallowtail), 515 nucleotides long. RefSeq lists its product as uncharacterized. The transcript is spliced from 5 exons. The record is from RefSeq and is a predicted model, not a curated record. NCBI's taxonomy places the organism in Eukaryota, Metazoa, Arthropoda, Insecta, Lepidoptera, Papilionidae. The coding region runs from base 69 to 482 and encodes 137 amino acids.
CAUGUUUACAUAUUUCGUGAUUUAAAAAAGGGUAAAAAUUACAACACGUUAAUGUAAUAAAUCUUAUCAUGGAUAAAACAAAUUCUAAUGCUACAAAAUGUUCAUCAAAAUCAUGGAGCCACAAUAGAUCUGCUGAUGCUGAAACCAUAGAAAAGGAGACUAGUCAGAAAGGCAAAGGAAACACUGUGAAACCUCCAUGCCUAUAUUGCAAGUCAUGGCUGAAUAGCACAUCGGAUUUCGAACAGGGCAGAAUAGAUAAGACACCAUUGUCGCAGGGGACACCAAGAUCUGUUGAAAGACCCAAAUCACCUAUGAAACAACGCUUUAGAUCAGCUGAGUUGGAUAACAAAGAUACUGUAUCGGAGCCCGGCAGCCCCUACUUCUCAAUUCGUGCACUGAGCGAACAGGACCGGGAUAAGUUUAAGCCACUGCAGUCCAAGGGAGGGGACAUGGCUGCUCGACUGUUACCCGCAAAACCAUAAUGAGAACCUUUUGUUCUGUUUUGUAAUAAAAUU